Messenger RNA from Vigna radiata var. radiata (mung bean), 2411 nucleotides. Its product is annotated as myosin-binding protein 7-like. The record is from RefSeq and is a predicted model, not a curated record. Bases 661 to 2124 code for a protein of 487 amino acids. Lineage: Eukaryota; Viridiplantae; Streptophyta; Magnoliopsida; Fabales; Fabaceae. The transcript is spliced from 4 exons.
GAACGUUCCUUUAUUUCUCUUUCUCUCUCUUUCUUCUUUUCUGUCUCUCUCUCUCUCUCUUUCUCUCUCUUUGGGGAGAGAGAUCAAUCAGCCACAGUUUCCCCCACACAAAAAAAUCAGAUAACCCAGAUAAAACAAAUUCCCAAAACACCAAUUAAAAUAUCUAGGGUUUCUGAAAAAAUAAUAAAUUCCCUCUUUCUCUUUCGUUUUUUGUUUUUUUAUCUCUCGUCUUUUCCUUCCCACCAAACACCCUUCCCGCUCCCCCAUUCUUUCGUUCCAAGAAAACAACGAUUCAACUGUUUCAGGAUUGGUUGCUGCUUGCUGAUUGGACUUUUUUUUUUUUUUUCAUUUUUUUGUUCCUAAUUUUAUCCGGAGCAAGUUAAUUUUCUGGAAAAAUUUGCGUCGUUGUCUCCUUCUUGUAGCCUUCGCAGCGCCUGCUAUUGAUUUGUCGACGGAAAUACCUUAAAGGUUUUUUUGCCUCAUUUGUUGAUCCGAUGGGUACUUGAUUGACAAGUGGGAGGCGAAGACCGAGGGGAUGUUGAAGUAAAUACCAAUUUUUUUCGGUUGAUGGGUAUUUUUGUAAGGUGAUUUGUUUUUGAAUUUGGAGAAACGUUGUUGGUGACUGUAAGUGGUUCAAGGGUUUUUAUGCAUUUUUGAUCUAUGGCUUCGGAAGUAGUUCCAUCUUCCAGGGAUUUAUUGAAAUGUUGCAAUUGUGGGUGUGGUUGCUCGACGUUAGCUCAAUCUUCGGGGGUUUGGAUUCGAUCUGUUAAACGAAAGCAUGAUGAGUUCAAAAUGGAUGGUCAACUGGCCAUGCCGGCGUUUGCAAAGGUCGAAAUUGAGAAUGAAUGUGUGGCCUUGCGUGAGAUGGUCAGUAUGCAGCAGAAAACCAUUCAAGAUUUGAAUGCUGAGUUGGAGGAGGAGAGAAAUUCUUCAUCAACUGCGGCUAAUGAGGCCAUGUCAAUGAUAUUGAGGCUGCAGAGGGAAAAGGCAGAGGUUCAAAUGGAGGCGCGCCAAUUCAAGCGAUUUUCGGAGGAGAAGAUGCAACAUGACCAGGAGGAACUUCUAUCUUUGGAAGAUUUAUUGUACAAGAGGGAACAGAUCAUUCAGUCACUUACUUGUGAAGUUCAGGCUUACAAGCACAGGUUGAUGAGUUUUGGUCUUACCGAGGAGGAGGCCGAGGGUGACCAAUAUGAACUUCCACCCUAUGAAUAUCCUCCUUUGAAAUGUAGUGUGGUGCAUGGUGCUACAGAUGCUGAUAUCGAUGACACGGAUAUAGAGAAAUAUGCUUUUGGUGAAACUCCAACUGUCCAAUUGAGGAGCUUGGAAAAUAGGAUUUCUCAAAUGGAGAAAACUCCCACUUAUACCCAGAUGGAUGGGGAUUUUACAGUGAAAAAUAGUCUAGAGAAAGUAAUUGUUGGACAGUCUCCAAGAAGGAAUAAGCAUUCUAGGAAACUUUCCUCUGACUCAACAUCAAUUGGUGGGAUGGUUAAAGAAACAGGACCCGAGUCUACCAUGGAUUCUCCCAAGCGCAAUAAUAACAAUAAGAGAGAUUAUUUCUCGAAGUCAGAGGAAGCUUCCAAGGUAGAUAAUGUAUCAGAAGGUGAUGAUACGAAUGACAGAAUUUAUACAAUUGACUCUGUUCAUAGUGGCGCACCAUAUAAUGGUUUCACAGAUUCUAAAGCUGAAACUAUUGAUUACGAAGAUUAUGCAACCACUCCAAUGGGGUCAGGGAAUCAUGCUACUGAAUUUGAGGAUCCCUACGUAAAGAAGCUUUACAUGAGGCUGCAGGCACUUGAGGCUGAUAGGGAAUCAAUGAGGCAGGCAAUCAUUUCAAUGCGCACGGAUAAAGCACAACUUGUGUUGCUGAAGGAAAUAGCUCAACAUCUGUGCAAAGAGAUGUCACCGCAAAGAAAAAUGGCAAAAAAACCUAGUUUUGCAGGCAACUCUGCAUUAUUUUCAAUUGUUAAGUGGGUUUCUUCAGUUGUUUUCUGGAGAAAGAGAGCUCAUCAAAGCAAGUAUAUGUUUGGUCUACCGCCUGAAAGUGUUGGCUUGCUGAUGCUCCUAGACAAGGGAACACGAGCAAGACCAUGGAGAUGCGUUUCAAGUACACAAGUGGGCGAUUAACCUUCCAAUUCUCUGGUCAAAUGUGGGAGCAUAAAUUGAAACUGAAUUUCAUUAACACUAGUACUACUACCACCAUGAUGAGAUUUUGCUUUUUCCCACAUGGAUCGUGAAAACCUGUGUAUUGUGCAGUGUUGUUUUAUUGUUUUUACGUGAGGUUGAGUGUAAUUUGAUGGUUGAUUGGUGAAACUUGGAUAUAUGAUGUGACAUACGACCAUUCUCGUUCGUAUGGUUUUGUUGGAUCCUUCAAUGCGAGGUUGUACAUAACAUAUUGCUGCAAGUUUUCUCAC